Molecule: messenger RNA, 4565 nt
Organism: Diabrotica virgifera virgifera (western corn rootworm)
Lineage: Eukaryota; Metazoa; Arthropoda; Insecta; Coleoptera; Chrysomelidae
Product: ABC transporter G family member 23-like
Exons: 14
Coding region: 234-2375 (713 amino acids)
Cellular component (GO): membrane
Molecular function (GO): ATP binding; ATP hydrolysis activity; ABC-type transporter activity
Source: RefSeq, a predicted model, not a curated record
ACGAUUCUCGUAAUAAUGGUGGGACCCAGUCUUCGCGGUACUUUUGAAUUGUUAGCAACCAUAUCGUCGGUUGCUAUUACCAUUUUCCCAUUGUUUUGUAAAACACAACUGCUCAAUUAAAAGUGCAUUUUAGCCCCCCUGUGUAAUUUGCUUGUUAAAUUUAUUAGUUAUGUGAUAUGUUCUAACAGUUUGGCGGAGUACGGCGCAUAAUUUCACUUUCUUCAAAAUCGAAAAUGCACGACGACUAUGCUGUGUUUGUUGAUAGAGUAGUGAAAAAAUAUGGACAAAAAGAAGUCUUGACUGGAAUAUGUAUGAAAGUAGAAAGGGGUAGUAUAUACGGUCUUUUGGGAGCUAGUGGUUGCGGAAAGACUACAUUAUUAAGCAGCAUAGUAGGCCGAAAGAAAAUAGAUGGAGGUGAAAUUUGGGUUUUGGGUGGAAAACCGGGAGAAGCUGGCAGCGGAGUACCUGGACCCAGAGUUGGAUAUAUGCCACAGGACAUUGCUCUUGUUGGCGAGUUUACAGUAAAAGAUGCGAUCUACUAUUUUGGAAGAAUCUUUUCGAUGGAAGAUAGUUUAAUAGCAAAACGUUAUCGAAAUCUUCAUACUCUUUUAGAGUUGCCUCCAGAUGAUAGGUAUUUAAAAAAUUGUAGUGGAGGUCAACAAAGGAGAGUUUCCCUAGCAGCUUCUUUGGUCCAUAAACCUGAACUUUUAAUAAUGGACGAACCCACGGUUGGAGUGGAUCCAGUGUUAAGAGAUCGUAUAUGGAAGCAUCUAGUAGAUAUUACUAAAAAGGAUAAUACGUCUGUGAUAAUUACUACGCACUACAUAGAGGAAUGUAGACAGGCAAAUAAGAUUGGUCUAAUGCGAGAGGGAAAACUUUUAGCAGAGGAGUCACCAACUAGGUUAUUGACAUUGUUUAAUAGUGAGACUUUGGAAGACGUAUUUUUGUUGCUCAGCAAAAGACAGGAAGAAGGACGAUUACAAGAACUAACCUCACAUCGAGUUGUAGAUGAUCAGAAUAAUUCUAUGUUAGCUAAUGACACCACAGGAUCCACCACUAGCGUAGCAACGUCGGUUUCUACAUUUGAAAUCGGUCAUGGUUCCACUGAUAUUUUAGCCAAAAAGAAAAUACUGAAGGCAAGAAAUGCCUUAAAUAAAAGUCGAAUGAAAGCAUUGUUUGAUAAAAAUUUAAAACAAUUUUAUAGGAACAUCACGGGUAUUAUAUUUUUAAUGACAUUUCCAAUUCUACAAGUAGGGGUAUUUAUGGGAGCCGUAGGUGGAGACAUUAGAAGCAUACCCUUGGGAAUCGUUAACGACGAAGCGAUGAGCGUUACAUGCCCAGGCUUUUCAUUUAACGGUACGGCAACUGCUACAGACGAUAGAGCCUGUCAGCUUAGGAAUAUCAGCUGUCGGUUUUUAUCGUAUCUGGACCAUCCCAUGAUAGAAAAGGUUCAUUUUGAGACUCUCGAGGAUGCCAAAGAUGCAGUCUUGCAUGGCAAGAUAGUAGGAGCUAUGUACAUGUCUUCGAAUUUUACAUCAUUUUUAGAAGAAAGAAUCGAUAAAGGGAAGGAUAUCGAGAAAGAUAUUUUGUCUUUGAGUGAGAUUAAAGUUUGGAUGGAUAUGUCAAACCGCCAAAUAGGAGCUACCUUAAAAUACAAGCUCAUUGAUUUAUACACCAAAUUCCAAAACAGCUUAUUUGAUGAUUGUGAUUUUGUUCCUGGCUUUGGCGACUUGCCUGUUAACAUAAAUUUCAUUUAUGGAGAUGGAGAUGAGCCGUACACAGUUUUUAUGAUACCGGGAAGUCUUAUUACCAUCAUGUUCUUUAUGGGUGCAAUUAUGACAUCCCAGAUAAUCAUUACCGACCGACACGACGGUGUGUGGGACAGAUCCAUUGUUGCAGGAGUAACAUCUUUAGAGAUUACCAUUACGCAUUUGGUGUUGCAGGCUUCGAUUUGCAUAAUUCAAACGGCAGAGCUAUUGGUUGUCGUCUAUUUGAUUUACCAACAAGAAUAUUCAGGAAGUUUGUGGUUAAUGUACGUGAUGGUCUAUCUUCAAGGUAUUUGUGGAAUGGCGUAUGGUUUUUGGGUAUCUGUUAUCAGCACUGAUCAUUCCAUGGCCAAUACUGUUCUGACAGGAAUAUUUCUUCCAAUGAUGAUGUUAAGUGGAUUGAUGUGGCCAACAGAGGGAAUGCCUCCAGCUUUAAGAAUCUUCUCCAGAUGCCUUCCAUUUACGAUGGCCAUCGAAUCAUUGAGAAACGUAUCCAAAAGAGGUUGGUCGAUUGACAACUUUCAAGUAUACAGCGGGAUGGGUGUAGGGUUUAUGUGGACAGUAUUCUUCGGAGUUUUGAGUGUGUAUUUGAUAAAGAAAAAGCGAUAGUCAGUAAAUAUUUUUAUAGGAAAAAACAAAAAUAAUUUAAUCAAGUUUGGCAUUACAUAUUUUACCAUAGGUACAAUUUCGAGUGAUUGUAGAAAAUAAAUUAUAUAUUUACAUAUUUGUAUAUUUUCAACGACAAAAGUUAUUGAAAAAUACAGAAACUAUUGUAAUGCUAUCGGUUGGUAUUUACUAAUAGUACGUUCUUUAAAGGUAAAAUAUUGCAAAACCUCUAAAUUUUAAAGAACCGCUAGGAUUGACAUGGAAUUUAGCAUACACAUAGCUAACAAGUCAAAGAAAAAAAGUGAUAUUGUGCCGAUGUGUGCUUUUGCAUUAGGGGUGAGUUUAACCCCCUUUUGUGGGUGAAAAAUAUAUGUUCGAAUUAAGUCCGGAAAUGGAUAAAAUGACUAAUUCCAAGCAAUUUGUUCUAUAAAGUUCUUUUACCAAGUUAAUAGUUUUCGAGUUACUUGCGAGGGAAUAUGUUAAUUUUUCUACAAAGUAACCACGUUUGCAAACGGUUUUUCGCAAAUAACUCAAAAAGUAAGUAUUUGGUCGAAAAAAAAUUCUUAUCAAAAAUAUAGCACAUAAAAAAGUGAAAACCAUGGUGUAUAUAUUAGGUCACUAUACCUAGCAGAAGCAGAGUUAUAGCUAAUUAAAAAUAGGUUCAUAUUCGUCAAAUUCCAAAUCGAAUAUUUUAAUGUACCUACCAUAAUCAAAAAACGAAGCACUUUUUUGAGGAAAACUCAUUUUAACUUUUUUAAAGUGUUUAGAAAUGCUUAUUUUUGUUUUUUAAACAAUUUUUUAGCAUCAAAAGUAAACAAGUUACGCUCAAAAUAAAGUUGGUCCCUUUUUUUUGGUAAGAAAUCGGGAAAAUCACCACCUAAUUAGCAUUUUAAAUGAACUUAAUUGUUACCACCUUACAAGUUUUUUACUCGCAUAUGUAUUUAUCAUAUGAUCUGUAAGUUUCAUCGGUUCAAAGUCCUUAUUUUUGAAAAAACUGUAGUUAAAAGGGCUUGAACGAGUCACUUAUCACGAGUGUAUGCAAAUUUAGAAACACCGAAUCUUAACCAAUUUUUGUCUUACAGAAAAACAAAAAAAUACAGAGUAUUCAGAAAAGUAAAGCAGACUUUUUUUAUUGUUUAAGAUUUUUGGUAUCUCUAACAAUUUUUAAGUUAUUUGGAAAAAAAGCAUUUUUUUCAAAAUUAAAAUUUUUGAAAAUUUUAAUUUAAAACCAAAUUUUUUCAAAAAUAAGCACUUUUAAUCGAUGAAACUUACCGAUCAUAUAAACACAACAUAAAUAAAGUAACUUGUGAAGCGGUAACAAUUAAUUUUAUUUAAGUUGCUAAUUGGGGGGUGAUCUUUCUGAUUCUUUUUUGCCAAAACAAAAGGGACCAACUUUAUUUUGAGCGUAACUUGCUUACAUUUGAUGCUAGAAUUUUUUUUUAUAAAGACAGAAAUAAAUCUUUUUUUAAACACUUUAAAAAAGUUUUAAUGUGUUUUCCCCAAGAAUGCUUCAUUAUUUGGAUAUUUCACAUUGAAUUAUUCUAUUUGGAAUUUUUCGAAUACGAUUCUAUUUUUCAUUAGCUAUAACUCUGCUUUUGCUAGGUAUAGAGACCUAAUAUAUACACCGUUUUUUUCACUUUUUUUAUAGGCUAUAGUUUUGCUAAGAAUAUUUUUUUCGAAAAAAUGCUUACGUUUUGAGUUAUUUGCGAAAAACCGUCUAAAAACGUGGUUAUUUUGAUGAAAACUGAACAUAUUCACUCGCAAAUAACUCGAAAAGUAUCGAUUUGGUGAAAAACUCUAUAGAACAAAAGUUGCUUAAAAUUAGUUAGUUUAUCCAUUUCGGGACUUGCCUUGGACAUAUAUUUUUUCACCGCCGAGAUUGGGUGAAACUCAUCCCAGGGUAAAAGCACACAUCGGCACCAUAUCACUUUUUUUCUUUGACAUGUUAGCUAUGCGUUUGCCAAAUUUAGUGUCAAUCCAAGCAAUUCUUUAAAAUUUACAGCAAAAACCGUGAAAGAAUGUACUAUAAGAGAAAUAUAUCAAAAAAAAAGGUAGUAUAUUUAUUUUCCGCAUUGAAAAAAUAUUCACUGAUGAUUUUUUAGUACAAUAUUAGAAAUACACUCCUCACAACCAUAAAGUAUAGUUUUUAAGAGUUUUAGUAUUGUUUAAGUGUAAAUAAAGGAAUAAAACAUU